Prunus mume (Japanese apricot) is the source of this 795-nucleotide messenger RNA. NCBI's taxonomy places the organism in Eukaryota, Viridiplantae, Streptophyta, Magnoliopsida, Rosales, Rosaceae. The record is from RefSeq and is a predicted model, not a curated record.
AUGGUCCAACCCCCUGGUUUUGUGAACCUUGCUCAUCCCACUCAUGUCUGUAAACUUCACAAGUCUCUUUAUGCCCUCAAGCAGGCUCUACAUGCAUGGUUUAAUCGUAGUAGCACCUUCCUCUUAUCCCUUGGUUUUUCAAGAAAAUUUUAUGUCGCUUUUGAGCACCAAUUUGACAUCAAGGACCUUGGUCCUCUUACUUACUUCUUGGGUUUACAGCUUGUUUCUCAUAAUGGUGCUUUUUAUCUCAAUCAACUCAAGUAUGUUCAUGAUUUGUUACACAAGAGUAAUCUCCAACAUGCCAAGCCCUCUUCCACUCCUUUUGCAGCCAAGUCUGUUCUAACUGCCAGUGCUGGUGACUUGCUCACUUCUCUCACAGAAUACCGUGAACUUGUAGGGAGUCCUCAGUACCUCACCUUUACCCGCCCAAAUAUUUCCUUUGCAGUCAACACUGUGGCCCAGUUUAUUAGCUCUCCUCGCUCUCCUCACAUGGUUGCCGUCAAGAGGAUUCUCCGCUAUGUUAAGGGCACCAUUGACUUUGGCCUCCAUUUUACACCCCAAGAUCCUUCCACUCGUCUCAUCAUUUACUCAUAUACCAAUUGGGCUGGGUGCCCAAACUUCCGCCGUUCAACAACUGGCUACCUCAUCUACUUGGGCUCAAAUCUUAUGUCCUGGUGCUCCAGAAAGCAGCCAACAGUUUCGCGCUCCAGUGUGGAAUCUGAGUACUGUGCUCUUGCUUAUGCCUGCGCCAAAUCUUCUUGGCUCUGUUCUCUGUUACAUGAACUGGGGGUUUGA